Messenger RNA from Oreochromis aureus, 3985 nucleotides. It is a transcript of the gene camk2d2, whose product is annotated as calcium/calmodulin-dependent protein kinase (CaM kinase) II delta 2. Gene Ontology annotation, molecular function: calmodulin binding; calcium/calmodulin-dependent protein kinase activity; ATP binding. Gene Ontology annotation, cellular component: neuron projection; cytoplasm. The transcript is spliced from 21 exons. Lineage: Eukaryota; Metazoa; Chordata; Actinopteri; Cichliformes; Cichlidae. The record is from RefSeq and is a predicted model, not a curated record. Bases 369 to 1928 code for a protein of 519 amino acids. Gene Ontology annotation, biological process: protein phosphorylation.
GUAGGUGCGGUAGUGCGGCGUACGAUGCGUGCAGAAAGACAACACUUACAGCACAGGACGCACAGGAGAUAACCGACAUACACACAAAAUGCUGCGUCCACGAGCUGUAACAAGCCGCUGGAUGUGAAGAAAAUAAAGGACCGGCUGACGAUAACGCCUACAGAUUGAGUGCGCUCUAGCAGGCUGCGUUUCUGCCGCAGAAAUCAUUCCACUAAAGCUCUUGUCGAUGCGCUUUAGCUCUGCAUGAGUCCCUUCGUUUGGUUUGCAGGUUCAGGACAAAACCGGGCGGUGCUGACUGUGUGUGGUAUAUACAGUUUGUGAGUGCACCUUAUCCGCGUCUCCGCACAGCCCUUGGCACCUCCUUCAGGAUGGCGUUAACGAUCUGCACGAGAUUCACUGACGAAUAUCAGCUGUUCGAGGAGCUGGGGAAGGGCGCCUUCUCUGUGGUCAGGAGGUGCGUGAAGAUCUCAUCUGGUCAGGAGUAUGCUGCCAAAAUCAUCAACACUAAGAAGCUAUCUGCCAGAGAUCAUCAGAAGCUGGAGAGAGAGGCGAGGAUUUGUCGUUUACUGAAGCACCCCAACAUCGUAAGACUCCAUGACAGCAUAUCAGAAGAGGGUUUCCACUAUCUGGUGUUUGAUCUGGUGACAGGAGGAGAGUUGUUUGAAGAUAUAGUAGCCCGGGAGUACUACAGUGAGGCUGAUGCCAGCCACUGCAUACAGCAGAUCCUGGAGAGUGUCCAUCACUGCCACGUUAAUGGAAUCGUUCACAGGGACCUGAAGCCUGAGAACCUUCUAUUGGCCAGUAAGCUGAAGGGGGCGGCGGUCAAGUUGGCUGACUUUGGGCUGGCUAUCGAGGUACAGGGGGACCAGCAGGCAUGGUUUGGUUUUGCAGGCACCCCAGGCUACUUAUCUCCAGAAGUUCUGAGGAAGGACCCAUACGGGAAACCAGUGGACAUGUGGGCCUGUGGUGUUAUUUUGUACAUCCUGCUGGUUGGCUACCCUCCCUUCUGGGAUGAGGACCAACAUCGCCUCUAUCAACAAAUCAAGGCUGGGGCCUAUGAUUUCCCAUCACCGGAGUGGGACACUGUAACUCCCGAGGCCAAAGACCUAAUUAACAAGAUGCUAACCAUCAACCCCAGUAAACGCAUCACUGCUGCAGAGGCCCUAAAACACCCCUGGAUCUGCCAACGGUCCACUGUCGCUUCCAUGAUGCACAGGCAGGAGACUGUGGAAUGCCUGAAGAAAUUCAAUGCCAGGAGGAAACUCAAGGGAGCAAUAUUGACCACUUUGCUAGUCACAAGAAACUUCUCAGCAGCCAAGACUUUGCUCAACAAGAAGCCAGAUGGCGUUAAGGUCAACAACAAAGCCAACACAGUGACCAGUCCUAAAGACACUGGCCCUGCCCCUGCACUGGAACCACAGACAACUGUGAUACACAACCCUGUGGAUGGAAACAAGGAGUCAAUUGAGAGUGCCAACACCACCAUUGAGGAUGAAGAUGUGAAAGCCUGCACCAAUAACAAUAAAGCUCGAAAACAAGAAAUCAUCAAAGUUACUGAGCAGUUAAUUGAAUCUAUCAACAAUGGAGACUUUGAGGCCUACGCGAAAAUUUGUGAUCCUGGUUUGACUUCCUUUGAGCCCGAGGCCCUGGGCAACCUUGUUGAAGGACAUGACUUUCAUCGCUUUUAUUUUGAGAAUGCAUUGUCCAAAGGGAAUAAGCCAGUUCACACCAUCCUAUUGAACCCACAUGUGCACCUUAUUGGGGAAAAUGCAGCAUGUAUUGCCUAUAUUCGGCUGACCCAAUACAUGGAUAGCAGUGGCAUGCCUCGCACCAUGCAGUCUGAGGAGACCCGAGUGUGGCACCGCCGUGAUGGAAAGUGGCAGAACAUUCACUUUCAUCGCUCUGGCUCGCCUAGCAUCCCCCAUUAAUGGAACAUCAACAUGUGGUCACAUAAAAAAAAGAAAAAGAAAAAAGAACCCCCAUCAGCAAAUCUAGUGGAGCAACUAGCCAGUUCAUGACUGCUCUUUGACCCCUCUAUAAGGAUAUGACAUCGCACAGGAAACAAGUAUUACUACAUUUUACUGUUAUGGCAUUUUAUUAAUGGACGUCAUUCGAAACCACCACCGGGUGGCUGCACACCGUAUUUGGACAUUAUGAAACAAGCAGAUUGAGAAAAAAUGUUUUUUGUUUGUUUUUUAAGAUGUUUUGGUAUGCAUUUUAAAUAUAAAAUAGAGAUGUUUAAAGAUCUACAACUGUAACCUCUCCCAAAAAAAUAGUUAUGUAUUUUUACGUGUAUUUAUGUGUGUGCAAUUCAAAAACAUUUGGAAGAUCAGAAUGUUAAAAAUUGAGCUUGCUUUAGUUCUGGUGAUGUAUAUACAUUGUGAUUGUUGGUUUAAAAAAACAAAACACAACAAAAACAAUUAUUGAAAUUGCUAUUCUUGCUAUCAGAGGACAUAAGAGUUUACGUAAAAUCCAGUUUAUGAGCUACAUUUAUGUUUGCUAUGAGCUAAGUCAUACUGUUUAAAUUGUCAGAUUUCAAUCUAUAGUACUAAUUUAAAUGUAAAGAAAAGCAGAGCAGCUUACACUUGCGUUGAGAUAUGUUUGCCUUUAUAUAAGUGAAAUAAGAAAUAAGAGAAUGUAGCAUAUAUGUAAUAUAUGAAAAUCCAAGACUAUUGUGUAGUGCAUGGUGGGGGGAGGGGGGUGUUAUCGUGCGUAAGAUCAUAUGAAACUAUUAUAUCUUCUGUUUGAUUUGUCACUGACUUGUUUGUUUGUAUUUGUUAAUGUUGUGCAUCAGUCCUGUCCAAAUGUUUCUAAUGUCCUCCAGCAUCAUGGAACUGUUGUAAAAACAAUAACGUUGUUAUUGUUACCAUCCAAAUAUCAGAAUCUCAUAUCUAAGAGGAGGAAAAUAAACUCCUGGUUGCCGAAGCACCACUUACAUUUUGUACAAAAAAUAAGACGAAAACAAGCUCAUUUUUCAUAAUGUUUGUACUUGUAUUGUAUAACUGUAUGUAGGGUUUCUUUUGUCAUUUUAUUCUUGUCAUACCAGUGUGUUAUUUUGCCAAUUGCAUAGAGGUGGUGCAGAUGAUGAAGAUGGCACAAAAGCACUAGAAGGUUUGCCUUCUGUCAGGUCAAGUGAUACAAACUGGUGGUUGGACUAAUAGGUCUGGAAGCACUGUAAUGAAAAAGUUGCACCGAGGCAAGAGGAUGGUAUCAGAAAAUUGAAGGAGAGAAAGUGCAAUGGACUGUAAUAAAUGUUGGGAUGUCUUCCUUGGCGAUCAGUGCUUCUGCUAGCCAGUGGUCUUACCACUGCAGGACAAUGGCAGUGUCUUUGUCAUCCCUCCUGUUUGCUCUUUUCGACUGAUUUGUCUCUUCUUUUUUAAAAGGGGAAAAUAUCAUAAACAUUUCUUUCGACAAAACGUAUGAUGUCAAUGCAAUGCACCACUCCUUAUCUGGUGUGUAACUGUUGCCAGCAUGGCAAUGGAUGGCUUAACAUGUUUAAGAAAUAAAUAAAUCAGCUAAAAUGUGUGAUAAUUGAUGUGUUUUAAUUUUAUUUUGUGUUACUUUGGUAUUGAUUUUUCAUGCGUUUGUGUCCUGUGGUUUGGUCACUGUGUGAUUAGAUGGUUGUGUUUCAGAAAUGCUAAGCCCAGACCAGGCUAUAUUUUUGUGCCUCAUUAUUUGGAUAUUUAAAGACUUAUAUUACAUUUUCAUGUUUAAACAUACUCUGAAAUACAAUAUGUACAACCUGGGCUCUGGGGAGGCCAAUCCAUGACUGAUAGUGUGCCUACGUAUCUGUUUUCUACGCAGGCAUGCUUUUACUGCAUUAGCAGUGUGUUUGGGAUGAUUUUCCUGCUGAAAAUGAUGCUGUUAUUAAUCAGAUGCUUUCCAGAUGGUAUUGCAUGGUGGACCAAAAUCUUAUUGUUCACAAUUCCAUCAAUUUUGACAAGAUCACCAACACCACUGACUAAAAUACAGCCCCAAACCCUGA